Cuscuta epithymum is the source of this 2167-nucleotide messenger RNA. Lineage: Eukaryota; Viridiplantae; Streptophyta; Magnoliopsida; Solanales; Convolvulaceae. The record is from the annotation of a GenBank genome assembly.
ACUCGGUAAUAUUCUAUUCAAUCCCCACGCUUUCUUUCGUUUUCAUUUAAACCCAGCUUUGUUCCACCACUUCUCCUAUCUUCUUGCUCUGACCAGAUCAAAUUCCACUACUUUACUCUUUCCUCUUUCCUAUUCUCCAACUGAUUCUUCAGAGGGUUAAGGAUGCUAAGCUUGAAGGGAGGGACAAGGCCGCCAUGGGUGGGUCUCGGAGCUUCCGUUUGGCUCACAAUAGCCGCAGGAAAUGGGAACAACUUCCCACUCUAUUCCCACACUCUCAAGUCAGUUAUGGGUCUGAACCAGCAGCAGCUCACCAUGUUUGGGGUGGCAAAUGAUAUUGGGGAGAAUAUAGGCCUCAUUCCUGGCCUUGUCUGCAACAAGUUCCCACCUUGGGUUGUCCUUCUCAUUGGUGUUUUUUCUUGUUUCAUUGGCUAUGGAACUCUCUGGCUUUCUGUUAGUGGUGCUGUUCCCAAUUUGCCUUAUUGGCUGUUAUGGAUAGCGAUAGUGGUGGGUACAAACAGCAGUGCCUGGUUUAACACCUCUUUAAUAGUGACCAACAUGAGAAACUUCCCGCUAAAUAGGGGCAUGGUUUCUGGCAUCCUUAUGGGUUACGGUGGACUUAGUGCGGCAGUCUUCACUGAAGUGUACAGUGUAUUGCUUCACAACUCUUCCAACCUCUUAUUGUUCCUAGCUGUUGGGGUACCUGCCAUAUGUAUCAUCAUGGUGUUCUUCGUCCGCCCGUGCACUCCUGCUUCGGGUGACGACCCAUCAGAGAAUCACCACUUUCUGUUCAUCCAAGCUGCCAGCGCCAUUCUUGGUGUCUAUGUUCUCACAGCAACAAUUCUGGAAGACGUUUUCGUGUUAAGCGUUCCUGUUUCCUAUGCCAUCCUUAUUAUCAUGGUUCUCCUUUUGUCAGCCCCACUUGCAAUUCCUUUAAAAAUGACUUUUUAUCCAUCAGUUCUCAGCAAGUCUUUCAUACUAGAUAAGGGUGCUGAAGAGACGACAACGGAGAAUCUCCUCUCGCCUAGCCUGGAAAGCUUUGAUUCUGGGGAGGGAAUCUCUGAGGUUGAUAUGCUUCUUGCGGAGGGUGGAGGGGCAAUUAAGGAAAAGAGGAGGCCUAGAAGAGGUGAAGAUUUUAAGUUCACAGAAGCUAUGGUCAAGGCCGAUUUCUGGUGUUUGUUUCUUGUCUGUUUUGUUGGGGUUGGUUCUGGGGUUACGGUCUUGAACAACCUUGCACAGAUAGGGAUCGCACAAGGUGUUCAGGACACUACAAUCCUGCUUUCGCUCUUCAGUUUCUGCAAUUUUGUGGGCCGUCUUGGUGGAGGGGUCGUUUCUGAACAUUUCAUCAGGUCAAAAGCUCUUCCAAGAACAUUUUGGAUUACAUGCACACAAGCAGUGAUGGCACUUACAUACCUUCUAUUUGCUUCUGCACUUGAUGGAACCCUCUACAUUGCAACCGCUCUACUUGGGAUCUGCUAUGGAGUUCAUUGCGCUGUAGGGGCCCCCACUGUAUCCGAGCUGUUUGGCUUGAAGCAUUUCGGGCUAAUUAUCAAUUUUAUUGGAAUAAGUAACCCACUUGGCGCUUACCUCUUCUCAGGCCUCCUUGCGGGAUACUUGUAUGAUGAAGAGGCUGCAAAGCAGCAUAGCGACACUUGCAUCGGUCCUAACUGCUUUAGGGUAACAUUUCUAGUUCUGGCGGGACUUUGCUCUGUCGGAUGCCUUCUUAGCAUACUCCUGACUGUGAGGAUAAGGCCGGUGUACCAAAUGCUUUAUUCUGGGAGCUCAUUCCGCUUGCAACAAAGCUUAGCUUGAACCUUUGAAGUUUUGUGGACAACUACUUUGGGGAUCUUUGCAGUUUUAGUAAUCUAUAGAUCCUAUGCUUGCUCCCUCUUUUUAUCACUGUGGAGUAAAGAGUAAGAGUUUGUUGUUUGCUCGUCAUAAACAUUAGAAUUGUGUGUGUGUUUAUUGUGCUUAUUUCCGUAACAUAUACGUAGUAGUAAUAUACGUAGUUGUUUUGCUAGGUGUACACAUUUUGUGCACACAAAAUGUGUACACCAAGUUUUUUUCUAAAUACAAAUGUCGCCAUGCCUCCAUUGCAAGUUCUAAUGGAAACUUUAUUAAUUUGAGCAGUGCAAUUUAUUACCAACUCCUUUCAUAGUUGAGCCUUUAC